Molecule: messenger RNA, 2016 nt
Organism: Paecilomyces variotii
Lineage: Eukaryota; Fungi; Ascomycota; Eurotiomycetes; Eurotiales; Thermoascaceae
Product: allantoate permease
Exons: 6
Coding region: 124-1641 (505 amino acids)
Biological process (GO): transmembrane transport
Cellular component (GO): membrane
Molecular function (GO): transmembrane transporter activity
Source: RefSeq, a predicted model, not a curated record
GUGUAGAGUGAUCAAGUGUAAAAUGCCCUCCUAUUGCCCUUGUCUCCAGCUUGCUUCUCGAUCUCUGUUCGCGUCCCCUAGCAGGUCGAUAGAGGCUCGAUUGUCUGGACCGCAAGCUGCAAAAUGGGACUUUCGGAUUCAGAAAAGAAGGAAUCGUCAAUCGAUACCCAUGGCGUCGAUACUGAAGCGGGCACGACCACCGUCAAAGCCGGCAAUGUCGAUGCCGCGCUCGAGUUCCUCCAGACAGAGAACACAGCGGUGAUGUCGGAGGUGGAUGAGAAGAAGCUUAUCCGAAAGAUCGAUUGGAUGAUCAUGCCAUUGAUGUGGAUGUGCUACAAUCUCCAGUACCUCGACAAAGUCUUGAUUAACUAUGCCUCCGUCAUGGGUCUACUAAGCGAUACGGACAUGACGACAGAUCAGUUUUCGAAUCUGGCCCUGGCAUUCUAUAUCACUUAUCUCUUCUUCGAAUUCCCUACCGGCUACUUGAUGCAGCGCCUGCCAACAGCCAAAUAUCUGGGAGUCAAUGUCGCACUAUGGGGACUCAUGACCACAUUAAACUGCUCUGCGACGAAUUUUGGAGGACUAAUAACACUCCGUGUACUUCUUGGUUGUUUUGAAAGCGCUAUAGCGCCUGCGCUUAUGAUUAUCACUUCCAUGUGGUAUAAGAGAGACGAGCAGCCGCGCCGCAUGGGAUAUUGGUACUUAGGGACGGGUACUGCUCCUAUCAUGGGCGCCCUCGUUGCUUACGGACUUCUUUUCUACACUGACGACAAGUUCCAUUCAUGGCAGAUCAUGUUUUUGAUAUUCGGGAUCAUUACCAUCAUUGUCGGGAUCUGUGUGUUCAUCUUCCUUCCCGACAAUCCUAUGACUUCCCGUCUCAGUCAUGAAGAGAAAGUUUGGGCUAUCGAACGACUUCGUGAGAAUAAGACCGGUAUCGAAAAUAAACAUUUCAAGAUGGAACAGUUUCUUGAGGUGUGGAAAGACCCGCAGACAUAUCUGAUCAUCAUCAUCGUGGCCGCCUCGAAUAUCACGAACGCCGCUACCAGCAGCUUUUCCUCCCUGAUAAUCAAGGGAUUCGGUUUCACGACGAAAGAAACCGAACUACUCGGCAUUCCCAGCGGUGCUAUAUGCGUAAUUGCCGUCCUCAGCGGAACAUAUCUGUCUGGUCGGUACGACCAGCGCUGUCUCUCCGCCAUCGGCGUCCUGUUGUGCGGUCUACUCGGCGGAUGUCUCAUGGCAUUUUCGCGCGAUGACAUGAGGGCUGCUAAAUUAGCCGGAAAUUAUCUGACUAACUUCGUCGGGGCAUCCUUGCCUAUCAUGUACUCAAUUGCUGGAGCAAACACCGCGGGGCACACCAAGAAAGUGACCAUGAACGCAGUCUUGCUGAUGGCCUUCUGCCUUGGCAAUAUCUUGGGUCCUCUGACUUUCCGAACUCAGGAUGAACCAGAGUACAUCCCGGCGAAGAUUGCGAUCGUCGCAACUGUUGCCGUUGCUAUUGUCUUCCUGGUGCUGCUAAAGGCGUACUACAUGUGGGAAAACAAGCGCCGGGAUGAGAACAAGAUGGGCCUUGAGCACCAGGAGAAUUCCGAAUUCUUGGAUCUGACGGAUAGACAGAAUAAAGAAUUCAGGUACAAGCAUUAGCACAGGAAGCAUCGAUGGAUGAUGGAUAGUGCAACGAUCAUUGACAUGACCUCUGGAGCACCGGUCACAGAACAGAUACAGUUCUUCAGUAUAUAUCAAUUAAUGUACACGAUUUCAUGGUAUUCAUGGACAUGGAAGAAUAUUUUAAUAUUCCUUAUCAUGUAUUCUCGUUAAGGAACGACCAGCUAGUACUCCGGAAGGGCGUACUAACAAGGCAUGUAAAAAUUGCGAUUGAUGGGAAUGAUCCCGAGCAUGAUAUCGAUUUCUUUACAGGAAAUGAAGCGAUGAUACCAUACUCUUUCUGAUAUCUGAUUUAUUAUCCGCGCGAAGACCCGCUUUCCCCCAGACACCAUCAGUCGCAAGAUGCGUAUUUCC